Molecule: messenger RNA, 1029 nt
Organism: Entamoeba invadens IP1
Lineage: Eukaryota; Evosea; Mastigamoebida; Endamoebidae
Product: DTDP-glucose 4,6-dehydratase, putative
Exons: 1
Coding region: 1-1029 (342 amino acids)
Biological process (GO): nucleotide-sugar metabolic process
Molecular function (GO): dTDP-glucose 4,6-dehydratase activity
Source: RefSeq, a predicted model, not a curated record
AUGGAAUAUGAACCCAAGGUUAUCCUAAUCACUGGUGGUGCUGGAUUCAUCGCUUCACACGUCGUCAUCCACUUUGUGACUCAAUACCCACAGUACAAGAUUGUUGUCGUUGACAAGUUGGAUUACUGUGCAUCCCUCAAGAAUCUCGACGCAGUUAAAGGUGCUCCGAACUUCAAGUUCUUUAUCGCCGAUAUCACCGAUGCCCACACUAUGCAGAAGAUUUUUGAGAUGGAGAAGGUCGACACUGUCAUGCACUUCGCUGCCCAGACCCAUGUGGAUAACUCUUUUGGAAAUUCGUUCCAAUUCACUCACAACAACAUCUUCGGAACACACGUAUUGCUCGAAGUUGCGAAGAAUGCAAACGUCAGAAGGUUCAUUCACGUCUCGACUGAUGAAGUCUACGGACAGGUCAUCGGAAACGCAGCAACCGAAAACUCGUUGUUAAAUCCAACCAACCCAUACUCAGCAACCAAAGCCGGUGCAGAGUUCAUUGCCAGAGCAUUUUAUCAGUCAUUUGGGUUGCCUCUCAUUAUUACAAGAGGAAACAACGUUUUUGGUCCCCAUCAAUUCCCAGAAAAGCUGAUUCCCAAAUUCAUUACUUUAUUGGACAGAGGAAUGAACUGCUCAAUUCAUGGAAAUGGAGACGAGAAGAGAAGCUUCAUUUAUGUUGAUGAUGUUGUCAACGCAUUCGACUUGAUCUUGAGAAAGGGAAUUGUUGGACAAAUUUACAACAUUGGAACAACUCGAGAAAUUUCGAACACUGAAGUGACGCACGAUUUACUCGACAUCUUUGGAGUUCCAAAGGAUGAACAAGAAAGUAGAAUUUAUCACGUAGAGAAUAGAUGUUUCAAUGACCAGAGAUAUUCGCUUGACGUUUCCAAAUUAGAGAAGCUUGGGUGGAGAGCAGAGACAAAAUUUGAGGAUGGACUCAAGAAAACAGUUGAAUGGUAUUUAAGUCACAAAAAUAACUGGGAGAGAACUGAUGAAGCUUUAGUGCCACACCCCAGAUUUGGCCAAGCUGCCAACUGA